This is a messenger RNA of Cucumis melo (muskmelon), 1000 nucleotides long. RefSeq names its product transcription factor PRE6. The record is from RefSeq and is a predicted model, not a curated record. Gene Ontology annotation, biological process: regulation of growth; regulation of DNA-templated transcription. Bases 366 to 641 code for a protein of 91 amino acids. NCBI's taxonomy places the organism in Eukaryota, Viridiplantae, Streptophyta, Magnoliopsida, Cucurbitales, Cucurbitaceae. Gene Ontology annotation, molecular function: protein dimerization activity. The transcript is spliced from 2 exons.
CUCUUCCAAAAGAAAGAGAGAGAGAAAAGAGAGAGAGAGGAAAAAAAAAAAAAAAAACCAACCCAACUCCCCCACUCCUUUCUCUAAAUCAAUUGUCUUCUUCACAUCCAACAUCGUCUCCCAUCUCUCUCUCUCUCUCUCUCUCUCUCUCUCUCUCUCUUUAAUUUCUCUCUCUCCUAAGUUUCUUUCUUCUCUGUGGUCCUUCCCCUCUUUAUAACUCUCUUAUCACUUCCCCCCCUUCUUCCUUCCUUCAAACCUUCCUCCCUUCUUCUUCUUCUUCUUCUUCUUCUUUCUUUCUCCACUUUCCGUAAGCACUUUCCCCUCUUCAUCCCUUAUUUUCAAAACAAACUUAAUUCAAUUACAACAUGUCUAGCAGAAGAUCAAGGCAGUCAAGUGCUUCUAGAAUCAGUGAUGACCAAAUCAUUGAACUCGUUUCCAAGCUUCGCCAACUCGUUCCCGAGAUUCGCCAUCGCCGCCCUGACAAGGUAUCAGCUUCAAAAGUUCUUCAAGAGACUUGCAAUUACAUUAGAAAUUUGCAUAGGGAAGUCGAUGACUUAAGUGAAAGACUCUCUCAACUUUUAUCAACUAUAGAUUCUGAUAGUGCAGAGGCAGCCAUAAUUAGGAGCUUAAUUAUGCAAUAGGAUCAAGAACAAGAACGACAAAGCUGUUGGGUUUGGUAAUCAUAUAUAUAUAUAUAUUUAAUAUAAGAUAUUUAUAUAUAAGAUAUGAUGUUACUAUGUUAUUUAUAAGGGUUUUUUAUAUAUAUAUAUAUUUCCUUUUCUAGGUUUUUGGUCUCUUAGAUCAAAAAAGGGUGUAUUUUUCCAUGAAAAAGAGAAACGUCCCUUUAUUAUUAUUAUAUAUAGGGGAUGUAACUAAAAUGUAUAAUAGAAGGACUUACAUUAGUAAAGCCUUCUCUCUCUCUAUAUAUAUUUAUAUAUAUAAAAGUUAUAUAAAUACACCCAAAAAAAAAAAAAAAGUACCAUCUUCUCACUUUUAUUAA